Messenger RNA from Pezoporus flaviventris, 3113 nucleotides. It is a transcript of the gene DTNB, whose product is annotated as dystrobrevin beta. Gene Ontology annotation, biological process: synaptic signaling. Gene Ontology annotation, molecular function: zinc ion binding. Gene Ontology annotation, cellular component: synapse; plasma membrane. The transcript has 21 exons. Bases 113 to 1996 code for a protein of 627 amino acids. NCBI's taxonomy places the organism in Eukaryota, Metazoa, Chordata, Aves, Psittaciformes, Psittacidae. The record is from RefSeq and is a predicted model, not a curated record.
UUUCAGGAGAGGCAAGAGACUCGGGGGAGGUCCUGAGACAACAUUCCUUAGGACAUGAUUCUCCUGAGACCAUGCCUGAAAAAUCUGUACAAGACAAUUCCUCAGCUAUGGAAUGAUUGAGGAGAGUGGGAAGAGGAGGAGGACAAUGGCAGAGAAGAGACAGCUGUUCAUGGAAAUGAGAGCACAGAAUUUUGAUGUCAUCAGACUUUCCACGUAUCGAACAGCCUGUAAACUGCGGUUUGUACAAAAAAGAUGUAAUCUUCAUCUUGUUGAUAUCUGGAAUAUGAUUGAAGCCUUCCGAGAUAAUGGCCUUAACACUUUGGAUCAUAACACAGAGAUCAACGUGUCUCGACUAGAAACAAUUAUUUCAUCCAUCUACUACCAGCUAAACAAACGCCUUCCUUCUACUCACCAAAUCAGUGUAGAGCAAUCCAUCAGCCUCCUCCUCAACUUCAUGAUAGCAGCAUAUGACAGUGAGGGCCAUGGGAAACUGACAGUAUUUUCAGUGAAAGCGAUGUUAGCAACCAUGUGUGGUGGUAAAAUACUGGACAAACUCAGAUAUAUUUUCUCUCAAAUAUCAGAUUCAAAUGGACUAAUGAUAUUUACAAAGUUUGAUCAGUUUUUGAAAGAAGUUCUAAAACUUCCAACCGCUGUCUUUGAAGGGCCUUCUUUUGGAUACACAGAGCAUUCUGUUCGGACCUGUUUCCCACAACAAAAAAAGAUCAUGAUAAACAUGUUUUUAGACACAUUGAUGGCUGAUCCACCUCCUCAGUGCCUUGUGUGGCUGCCUCUCAUGCACAGACUUGCCCAUGUUGAAAAUGUCUUCCAUCCUGUGGAAUGUUCAUACUGCCGAUGUGAGAGCAUGAUGGGCUUCCGGUACCGAUGCCAGCAGUGCCACAACUACCAGCUCUGUCAAAACUGUUUUUGGCGCGGCCAUGCAAAUGGUCCUCAUAGCAACCAGCAUCAGAUGAAGGAGCAUUCAUCUUGGAAAUCACCUGCAAAGAAGCUGAGCCAUGCAAUUAGUAAAUCACUCGGUUGCGUACCCAGUAGAGAACCACCUCGUCCUGUAUUUCCUGAGCAGCCAGAAAAGCCACUUGAUCUUGCACAUAUAGUUCCUCCUCGGCCUCUGACUAACAUGAAUGACACCAUGGUGACCCACAUGUCCUCUGGAGCACCUACACCGACAAAAAGGUUACGGUGCAACCUGGAUGCUGCCAGCCGGUUAGCGGAUGAGCAUGCACUGAUAGCCUCCUAUGUGACCCGGCUGCAGAGCAGUGCACGUGUCCUGGACAGCCCCGGCAGGCUGGACGAGGAGCACAGGCUGAUCGCCAGAUACGCCGCCCGGCUGGCUGCUGAAGCUGGAAAUGCACCUCGCCCUCCGGCAGACCUGGGUUUCAGCUUUGAUGCAAAUAAACAACAAAGGCAGCUGAUAGCAGAGCUGGAAAACAAAAACAGAGAGAUACUCCAAGAAAUUCAGCGUCUCAGGCUGGAACAUGAACAAGCCUCUCAACCCACCCCUGAAAAAGCUCAGCAGAAUCCAACAUUAUUGGCUGAACUCAGGCUUCUACGACAGAGAAAGGAUGAACUGGAACAGAGAAUGUCUGCUCUUCAAGAAAGCAGAAGAGAACUGAUGGUGCAGCUUGAAGGGCUGAUGAAACUGCUCAAAGAAGAAGAGCAAAAGCAGGCAGCGCAAGCAGCAGGCUCGGCACAGUCCUCACCCACCCAUGGAGCCAGCCGCCCCAUGCCCAUGCCCGUCAGAUCCACCUCCGCCGGCUCUACCCCAACUCACGUCCCGCAGGACUCACUCACUGGAGUCGGGGGAGAUGUGCAGGAAGCUUUCACACAAGGUACGAGGAGGAACCUCCGCAACGACCUGCUGGUAGCGGCCGAUUCCAUCACCAACACCAUGUCAUCUCUGGUGAAGGAACUUCAUUCAGCAGAGGAAGAAGAUGAAGAAGAAAGAGAAAAAAUGCAGAAUGGAAAGGACCGAGGUUAGGUGGACGACCACAGGAUGUACAGUAAUUCAGGCAUGGAGGGUCACGCUUACAGUCGAGAGACGUCUCCCCAUCCUUUGGAAGUGGCACGUUUCAGCUGAUACAUUUACCAUCGUGCAACUGUGACCGAUCUCAACCACCUGCUGACAAAAGCGGCUUUCUCCAAACCACCCAGAGGGCUUCCCCCGUGGGCACUUGCCUCUUAGGUCAUUGCAUGUACUGUUUUCCUCCAUGUGUUUACUAACAAUAAUCAAACUCAGCAAUUUAUGGGAGGUUUAAAAAAAAAAGAACAAGACAAAAGGAAAGCCAAUACUCCCUGCUCCUAAGUGUACUGACCUUCUUUGAUUUCCUCCCAAAUGGUGUCAUCAUCGCGUCGCACAACGGUUAUUUCCUCUUGAGUUCUACCCCUCGCUGUGCAUUAAAUGAUGGGUGUAGAGCCUUGUGGGGUGCCUUGCGUGUGACAUGGAGGGGGGUCUGCCUUCCAAAAACCACCUUCUGAAAGUAUCACACUGUCUGUGUGGAUGUCUGGUUGCCAUCAUGGGCGAUGCCACAUGUCAUCCCGGGAGGAAAUGGCAGGGCACACCACGGGUGAAGGGAGGCACCAUCUGCCUCCCAGCACUCCUGGCUCUGCUGCUGUUCAGACUGUUACAGAAAUUUCCCUUUACAGGCAGGGAAUUCAGGGACAGCCAUUGCUAGGCUUAGAUUAGCAUUUCCACAUUUGUUUUCAGGAGUCCAGUUCAGUUUUGUUUAAAUUAAGAGAAACAACCAGGUUGUGAAGUCUGAGGCUAGCAGCUGACUGCUCGCUGAUGCUCACUGAGCUUUUCUUCCAUGGCUGCUUAGAAAACAUCAUGAUCAGUUCCAAUCACUGGCGAUUUUUUUCUUUUUUUUUUUUUUUUGGUGCUUAGGAAUGUUAUUUUUAGUGGAAGGAGCUGAGUGUCCUAAUGCAUCUAUAAAUAUUUAUCAGGGGUGAUGAAUGGAAUGGAGUGAUAAACCCUGAAACCAGCCCUCAGCUUUUCUUCCCAUCUGAACUGAUACGUGGCCUUGGCUCUCAGUGGAAAGUGCUCGUUGGGUACCUACAGCCCUUGGGGAGAAAGGAAAUAAACAUUUGUGGUGGCCACA